Molecule: messenger RNA, 471 nt
Organism: Phycodurus eques (leafy seadragon)
Lineage: Eukaryota; Metazoa; Chordata; Actinopteri; Syngnathiformes; Syngnathidae
Product: H-2 class I histocompatibility antigen, K-B alpha chain-like
Exons: 4
Coding region: 1-471 (156 amino acids)
Biological process (GO): immune response
Cellular component (GO): external side of plasma membrane
Source: RefSeq, a predicted model, not a curated record
AUGGCCGCUACAUAUGCACUGAUCGCUGUCAGUGAUGAGCAGGGCUUCAAAGUCAACAUUGAAAUUGCAAAAGAGUGCUUCGACCACACUGGAGGUGUUCACAUGAUCCAGGUGAUGUCUGGCUGUGAAUGGGAUGAUGAGACUGACGAGGGUGACGGUUGGAAUCACCACAGUUAUGAUGGAGAAGACUUCCUAUCAUUGGACGUGAAGACAAUGACGUGGAUCCCAGCUAAACAACAAGCUUUCAUCACCAAGCACAAGUGGGCUCGAAAUGAAUACCUAAAUUAUUACUACACUGAGUAUUGUCCUUCUUAUUUGAAGAAGCAUGUGACCAAUGGGGGGGACUUCCUCAUGAGAACAGUGUUUCCCAAGGUGUCGCUCCUGCAGAAGAGACCGUCGUCGCCGGUCACCUGCCACGCAACAGGUUUCUACCCCUUCAAACUGAACCGAACUGUGAGGCAGACGCUCUAA